Messenger RNA from Aspergillus luchuensis, 744 nucleotides. RefSeq names its product GPI anchored serine-threonine rich family protein. The record is from RefSeq and is a predicted model, not a curated record. Lineage: Eukaryota; Fungi; Ascomycota; Eurotiomycetes; Eurotiales; Aspergillaceae. The transcript is spliced from 4 exons. Bases 1 to 744 code for a protein of 247 amino acids.
AUGCGUCUCUCUUACGCCGUGUCUCUUCUGCCUCUGGCUGCCUUCGUCGGCGCCCUUGAGGUCACCUCCCCCAAGAAGGGCGAAGAUGUCGAUCUCUCCAGCUCUUUCACCGUGACCUGGGAUACCGUCUCGACUGACCCCUCCACCUUCGACCUCUACCUGGUCAACAACGCCGUCUACCCCACUGUAGAGAAGAAGGUCGCCUCUGAUGUCGACACCUCCAAGGGAUCUUACACCGUGUCCGGCCUGUCCGGCGUCACCGAUGGCUCCGGCUACCAAAUCAACCUCCUCUCCACCUCUUCCACGAACAGCGGUAUUCUCGCGCAAUCCGAGCAGUUCACCGUCGAGGGUGGUUCCAGCUCCACCACCACCGCCAGCGCCUCCAUGACUACCUCCGCCUCUUCUUCUUCCUCUUCCUCUACUGGCACUUCUACUGGUACUGAUACCUCCUCCACCUCUUCCUCAUCCUCCACUGGAUCCAGCUCCAUCACCACUGCAAGCACCAGCACAAGCUCCACCUCCAGCAGCAGCACCAGCAAACUAACCACUACUACCUCGGGCGCUAACACUCUAUCGACUACAGCCUCCUCGACUCGUUCCGCCUCUGCCUCGGGUACUUCUACUGCCUCUGCCAGCGGUACCGAGACGACUGCCCCCGUCUCCACCGGCGCCGGUAUGGCUCUUACUGCGCCGAUGUCUGUUGCUGCGGGCUUGGUGAUGGGUGUUGUGGCUAUGCAGUUGUAA